CACAAACUCAGUGCUAUGAACUCCUUCUCAGUGUUCUUAGUGUUUGCGCUGGCUGCUUUGGCUGCAGCUGAGCCUCCAUCCGGCUACAAUUAUCCACGUGGAGGCGGUGGUGGCGGCGGCGGCGGUGGAUUUGGCGGUGGCUUCGGAGGCGGCUUUGGCGGCGGAUCUUCGUUCGGAGGUGGUGGCGGAGGCGGCGGUGGCGGCUAUCAAGCUGUCAGCGGUGGCUUCCAGACCUCAGAGGGACAGAAUGUGGACCCUCAGCUGCUGGAGCAAGUGCGUCAGAUUCUGCUGAAUGAGGAAAGCAAACAAGGCGGUGGCGGCGGAGGCGGCGGCGGCGGUGGUGGCUAUCCCAGCGGACCUUCCUCCAGCUAUGGCCCGCCCUCGACAAGCUACGGAGCACCCGGCAUUGGAGGCGGCGGCCGUGUUGUUGGCAUUGAUUUGGAGGGUGUGCGCCAGGCCAUUCAGGUUGCCCAGUUCGCUCAGCAAAGCUCGCAAGCUGGCGGCGGCGGUGGCUACCCAAGUGCUCCAUCGGGCUCUUAUGGUGCUCCCUCAAGGCCCAGCGGCAGCUAUGGUGCGCCCUUCUAAGCCACACUCUGCACACAAAUUUUCGCUGCCAAAAAUGAAUAACGACAGAAUGGACGACAUUAACCGACACAGCCAGACCUAACGACAACAGCAACAACAACAACAACAACAGCCACAAUCACAACAAAUUCUAAUACAUCAACAUCAUUCUAUGGAAAUUUGGUAACAAAAAGCAGCAAAGCGAACCUCUAAACUGAGUUCGACUCGACUUAGCUCGUGCUAUUCACACCUCCUAUUCCACACACACUCAGUGACUGCAAUUUCUCUACACUCUUUUUUUUCUACUCAAACUCAAAAUGUAGUUUCAACCAAAAAACCCUUGGCGCUGAAAUACCGUUUUGUGUUUUGUAAAUAGUUUUUCUCCACAAUCUUUCUUUUAUUUCGAUGCGUAUCUAACAGCAAAAACGCAGAAAGAAAAGAUGGCCCCAAAACCGUGUUAUAACGCAUUAUCUAGCUUGUAAGUGUUUUUAUUUUUAUGAAACAAAC
Drosophila busckii is the source of this 1071-nucleotide messenger RNA. RefSeq names its product glycine-rich cell wall structural protein 1. NCBI's taxonomy places the organism in Eukaryota, Metazoa, Arthropoda, Insecta, Diptera, Drosophilidae. Bases 16 to 585 code for a protein of 189 amino acids. The transcript is spliced from 2 exons. The record is from RefSeq and is a predicted model, not a curated record.